GUAGAUCGUACGCUACGUCAUAAAUCGUGUGGUGUGUAAUCACGUGAUACGCGAAAGUGAAAGUGUAGUACAAACAAUGGCAGUGUCCGACAAAAUCUAUUCUAUAAAGUUAGAGGAAACUGAUGUUCCUGGAGCGAAGUUUCGUUGUUCUGAUGUGUCAGAACAUUCAGUCGUUGAACUGAAGCGAUGGUUAGAAUGCAGGGGAAUGUUACAAGCGGGUACAAAACCCGAAUUAGUCAAAAGGUGCCUAGAAUGCAUAGAGUCCAAGAACACAGACAUCAUAAUUUCUGUGGAUGGGGGAAUCUGGUACGAGGAGAAAGUACGAGAGGUGUUAUCCACUGCCCGCAGUAAAUCAUCAGCUGAUAUGAUACCUCUUUUACCUACAAGUGGUUGGCAAAAAUUUCCUUCAGGGAGUAUUCCUAAAGGAUUCUGUUAUGGAAGAAUAUAUGAACAUAUAAUACUAACUGCCAAAGUAUAUGAGAAAAAAAGUAAAACAACGACGUCUGAUAGUGAAAGUGAAGACAAUUUGACAGACUUCAAUACUUCAAAACCGAUGGUGAAAGGACGUCAAUAUUUUGCCAGCGGCCAUGUAAAAGAUAUUAAGAGCAUUGCAAAAGGAUCUCCAUCUGGGAAAAUAUUGGAUGCCUCGUGUGAUUGUAAAGCUUCAGCAAUGGGACGAUGUAACCAUAUAGCUUCGUUAUUAUUUGCUUUGGAGGAUUACACAUUACAGUUUGGAUACGAUCCGGAUGCUUGCACUAGCAAGCUAUGUACAUGGAAUGUAGGACGGAAGGCUAAAAGGCAACCUCAGCCAUGUUAUUCCACAUCAUACAACAAAAAGUUAAAAGCGGAUAGGUACAGAAAUUAUAAUCCUAUGACUACUAAAUUGGAUGAAACUAAAUUUGCAAAUGAAUUUAUUGCUACAUUGCCAAAUUCUGGAUCAUUUUGUAUGUUUGACCAAAUAUUAGAAAUUGAAUAUAGUGAUUAUGUGGUUGACAUUAAAAAUUUAAAUGAAAGAACCAAUUAUUCUUUGAAUUUGAUCAAACAAGAUGCAUCUGAACCUUAUGAAGUCCCAAACACUGAUAGACAGGCUGAAUCUAUUAUGUGGCACAGCAGUCGCAAUUGUAGAAUAACUGCAUCUGUAGCAAAGGAAGUCAGUAGUGUUAAAAGCCCAAGGGCUAAAUAUAACCUUUUGGAGCGGAUUCUAUGGGGCAAAAAGCUUCCCCAAUUGAAAAGUUUAAAGUAUGGACAAGAAAAUGAAGAUAAUGCAUUUACGCAAUAUGUUAAUCUGAGUAAGGGAAACAAUGAAACAACAAGAAAAAGUGGUUUCUGGAUAAAUCCCGAGUACCCUGAAUUAGGAUGUAGCCCAGAUGGACUAAUCUAUGAUGCUAACAAUAAUCUUAUUGGUGUUUUGGAAAUAAAAUGUCCAUUAGUAUUGAAAGACAAAGACCCAUUAUGUAUAGAGAGUCUAAAGCCGUGUCAACGAUUUAACUUGUGUUAUACAAUAGAAAAUGGUAUCCUGUCUUUGAAAAAAAACCAUAAGUACUAUGCUCAGGUUCAAAUGCAAAUGGGACUUUGUAAUGUGAAAUUUUGUGAUUUUGUAAUUUGGUCUAGUGCAAAAACUUUGAUUCAGAGAAUCCAUUUUGAUGGAGAAUAUUGGCAUGAUCUCCGAGAUGAAUUAAUUUUAUUUCAUCAUAAAUGUAUGAUGCCGGAAUACCUAGAAAUGAGGAUUCCAAGAAAACUCUUGCCAGUAGAACUUUAAAUACAUGUAUAUAUAAUAUUGCAAGUGUUCAUCAGUGCAAAUAUUCAUACAUGCACCUGCAAUUUAUAAUGAUAAAGAGUAAAAUAAAUAAUGUUAUUAUUUUCUAUGAGAUACACAUAUGAUAUAUCAAA
Messenger RNA from Ostrea edulis (European flat oyster), 1890 nucleotides. RefSeq lists its product as uncharacterized. Lineage: Eukaryota; Metazoa; Mollusca; Bivalvia; Ostreida; Ostreidae. The coding region runs from base 77 to 1759 and encodes 560 amino acids. The transcript has 3 exons. The record is from RefSeq and is a predicted model, not a curated record.